GAUUAUUAACCCUAAGGCGCAAACGGUGGCUUGAGCGAAGGCCAGCAUGGCGGCGAAGCGGUGCUUGGUGCUGUUCGACCUCGGCGGGGUCCUUUUCGGGUCCGGCGCGCAAGGUUUCCUCCGGAGCUUCCAAUCGCGGGGCCUUUCCGGUGAUUUCUUCCUCAAAGCCAUUUCCCAGGGUGGCACCAAUUCACCGUUCUCCAGAGCAAUGGUGGGUCAGAUUGGCCUAACCCAGCUUAUUUCUGAGCUUGAAGAAGACUUCAAGAAAAUGGCGGUCUCUUCGGGGAGCCCCCUUCCAGAGUCAUUUUCGAUGGGCCAGAUCUUCCAAGAACUGUUUGCAGAAGAGAUCUUCAGCGUUCCUUUUCUGAAAGCGGCCCUGACCCUCAAGAACAAUGGUUUCAAGAUUGCUGUCCUGACCAACAACUGGCUGGAUGACUCCCCCAACAGACUGGACACGGGGCUGGUCUUUUGUCUGCUGCGGAGACACUUUGACCAAGUGAUUGAGUCCUGCCGGGUCGGACUGCAGAAACCAGACCCUGAGGUGUAUAAAUAUGCUCUGAAGGAGCUGAAGGCGAAGCCCGAGGAGGUUAUUUUCUUGGAUGAUGUCGGUGCAAACCUGGUCCCUGCGAAGGAGAUGGGGAUGGCCACCAUCUUGGUGCGAGAUGAGAAGGAUGCCCUGAAGGAGCUGCAGGACAUGACCGGCAUUCAGCUUCUCAACCAGGAAGAAAUACUUCCAAUGGCAUGCGAACCAGAGAAUGUGGCUCACGGCUAUGUGGCCAUCAAGCCUCACACUCAGCUGCACUUUGUGGAGAUGGGCAGCGGUCCAGUGGUUUGCCUCUGUCACGGCUUCCCCGAGUCAUGGCUUUCUUGGAGGUAUCAGAUCCCCGCACUGGUUGACGCUGGUUUCCGUGUCAUCGCUUUGGAAAUGAAAGGCUAUGGAGAUUCCACAGCUCCGCCAGAUAUAAAAGAAUACUCGCAGGAAGAAAUCUGCAAGGAUUUGGUGACCUUCUUGGACAAAAUGGGCAUUUCCCAGGCCACUUUUGUCGGCCACGAUUGGGCUGGUGUCACCAUCUGGAGCAUGGCUCUCUUCUACCCCGAGCGAGUCAAGGCGGUGGCCAGUCUGAACACACCUUACAAGCCUUCAAACCCCCAAAAAGACGUGAUGAAGCAGAUCGAAGCCAACCCCGUGUUCGAUUAUCAGCUCUAUUUCCAGAAGCCGGGCGUUGCGGAGGCCGAACUGGGAAAAGACUUGAGCAGGUUCCUGAAGGCGAUGGUGCGAUCCAGCAAGAAGGAGGACCAGAUAAAGGGAGGUUCCGUUAACUUACUCAAAGUACGGGAACAAGGAGGUCUGCUGGUGGGAGUUCCCGAAGACCCUCCGCCAAGUUCUCUCCUCCCAGAGCCUGUCCUCCAGUACUUCGUCCAGCAGUUUAGAAAAUCUGGAUUAAGGGGGCCACUCAACUGGUACCGGAACAUGGAGGCAAAUUGGCGCUGGCUUGGCUCUGUCUACGACAGAAAGAUCAGGGUUCCGGCGCUGAUGGUUACUGCUGGGAAGGACAUCGUUCUCCGUCCAGAGAUGAGCAAAGGCAUGGAGGAAAAGAUUCCAGAUCUGACCCGUGGGCACAUCGAAGACUGCGGACACUUCACACAAAUGGAGAGGCCUGCAGCUUUGAACAAAAUCCUCAUCGAUUGGCUGGAAAAGAUCCACAAGGAUGCUACGCUGCAUACCAUCGCCAAGCUCUGAGCAAUACUUUGGAGUUGAAUGUUAUUCUUUGCCAAGAUUAGCUGACACAAUUAGCUCCCCUAUUGUGUCAGCUCAGUAGGGGAUUCUGGGCCUUGUACUCUCAGUGGGCAACUUCUAUAAGCUCUGAUCCUGACUCUUGGGGGCCAAAUGCAACUUCUUGGGAAUCUUUGCAUCUUCUCUUAAUUUUGCUUAAGCCUUUAAGUCUCCCUUCCUUGAGGUUUGAAAGAUAAACAUCCGGAUAUUUGGUUGGAUCGUGACCUGGUGACUGACUGAGCCAAUGAUUAUUAUAACACUGUUGUUGUUCCUGGGUUAACAAUGUCAUUUCCUAAUUGGUUCUAUCAUCAAAACAUGGAAAAAAAUUACUAAAUUCUGAAAAUGUGUUGUUGAAGGCUUUCAUGGCCAGAACCACUGGCUUGCUGUGAAUUUUCCAGGCUGUUUGGCCAUGUUCCAGAAGCAUUCUCUCCUGACAUUUUGCCCACAUCUAUGGCAGGCAUCCUCAGAGAUUGUGAGGUAUCAUUGACAGCUUUCAUGGCAGGAAUCCCUGGGUUUCUGUGAGUUUUCCAGGCUGUAUGGCCAUGUUCCAAAAGCAUUCUCUCCUGACGUUUCACCACCAUCUAUGGCAGGCAUCCUCAACGGUUGUGAGGUAUCAUUGAAAGCUUUCAAGGAUGGAAUCCCUGGGUUUCUGUAAGUUUUCCAGGCUGUAUGGCCAUGUUCCAGAAGCAUUCUCUCCUGACGUUUUGCUCACAUCUAUGGCAGGCAUCCUCAGAGGUUGUGAGGUCUCAUAGAAGGCUUUCAUGGCUGGAAUCAUUAGGUUACUGUGAGUUUUCCAGGCUGUUUGGCCAUGUUCUAGAAGCAUUCUCUCCUAACAUUUUGCCCACAUCUCUGGCAGGCAUCCUCAGAGGUUGUGAGGUCUGUUGGAAACUAGUCAAGUGGGGUUUAUAUAGCUGUGGAAUGAUGUCCAGGGUGGGAGAAAGAACUCUUGUCUAUUUGAGAUAAGUGUUGAUGUUGCAAUUGGCCACCUUGAUUAGCAUUAAAUAGCCUUGCAGCUUGAAAACCUGGCUACACAGAGAAGCCACUGAAAUCCACAAUUUCAACAGAAAGGAGAAAACCAUGAAAUUGAACACAGUCUAGCUACCAAUAUUUUAAAAACCCCUCCAAAAUCAGGGCAGUAAAUAAAGAGGAACACUCAGAAAACUGGAAUUUCAGAGAAGAAUCAAUCAGGUCCAACUAACACCUCCCAACAAAGGAUUCCCCCAGGCAGCUUUGAAGCUGCAGUGCUAUUCAGUGCUAAUCAAGGUGGCCAAUUGCAGCAUUCACACUUGCCUCAAGCAGAAAAGAGUUCUUUCGUGUUAGGGUUUGAGGCAAGUGUGAAUGUUGCAAUAAUCAGGGCCAGCUAACACCUCCCAACAAAGGAUUCCCCAGGCAGUAAUAAGCAAGGCCAUUCAAUGCUAAUCAAGGUGGCUAUUUGCCUCAAGCAGACAAGAGUUCUUUCUCCCACCCUGGACAUUAUUCCACAGAUAUAUAAACCCCACUUGCCUCGUUUCCCACAGACCCCACAACCUCUGAGGAUGCCUGCCAUAGAUGUAGAUGAAAUGACAGGAGAGAAUGCUUCUGGAACAUGGCCAGACAGCCCGGAAAUCUCACAGCAACCCAAACUGCAAAAACUUGGUUUUUAUGCAGUAAAUUUUGCUAUAGUUUUCCAGUGAAUAUGUCACAGAGUCUCAACCCACUCAACCAAAUUUCUGGCAGGCACAAAAACAAAGUUCUAGAGCAUGGCCAAACAGCCCGGAAAACUCACAGCAACAACAACAAUAACAACAACAUCUAAGAAUAAUAAUAAUACUAUUAAUGUAAGGACUGCAUAAUUAAACAGGAAAUAACACUUUCAAACCAGGAACAGAAAUGUUUUCUAAUUUUGUUACAUAGUUUAAUAAGGAGGUGAAAUUUAAGAUUUCACCUCUAUGAUUAAGAUGUUAAUACACAACCUUGCGUUAAUACACAACCUUAAGUAGAGUCAGCUGGGAGUGUAUCUGAGGUCCUUUUAACUACAAAACCAAUGUGCCUUACUACUGAAUGGAAGCCCCUGUUUCAAGUCAUUAAGGUGCCUUAAGAUGUGUAUUUGUUUCUAAGUUUGAAAGACAAUCAGGAUUUGCAAACACUGAUUUUUCGAACUUCUUCCAGGAGUUUGCCACCCAAAAUGUAACUUUUCCAAAUUGUUGGAAUUCUUGGGUGGUUGCUUGUAUCGGUGCUCUUGCUGAAACCUGCUUUUUUCGCUCCGGGAACUUGUAAUAAAAUCAGUAAUGAACAAAA
Messenger RNA from Anolis sagrei ordinatus, 4051 nucleotides. The record is from RefSeq and is a predicted model, not a curated record. Lineage: Eukaryota; Metazoa; Chordata; Lepidosauria; Squamata; Anolidae.